AUGGCGCCAUCCCGUGAGAAGAAGCCGCCUGCGCUGAAGCUGUUGAUGGUCCAGCUGAAGAACACCCAGACAUCCAUGGACGACAUCUGGAGAUUUGUGGAAGGCUACGAGCGGACAACAACUGCAAGUCAGGUCAACGUGCGCUUGCUGAGUGUUGAUGAGUUGUGGCAGAAGUAUGGGGAGAUUCUAGCAGAUAUUCAGGCACACGAUGAUUUCGAAGAUGAAAAUGAGGCGUUCGAUAAAGCGAGGCUAGUGUAUAGUGAUAGGUACUACUAUUGUAAGGCGUUCUUGAUGGAUAAGGCUAAGGAAAUGCAGGAUCCAGGGAAGCCGAUCGUUCCGUACGAGCUAACGAGGCGUCAGCGCAUGGAGUUCAACGGAGACAUCGAUGAAUGGAUUAGCUUCCGUGAUCUGUUCACUUCACUCAUACAUCGGAAGAUAGACCUGCCGGAGGUGGAAAAGUUCCACUAUUUGAAGGGAUGUCUGCAAGGAGAACCGAAAAGCCUAAUCGAUUCGUUAAAAAUCACGAAGGCCAACUAUCAAAUAGCGUGGGACUUGCUGCUAAAACGAUACGACAACAGCAAGCUUUUGAAGAAGCGACAGGUGCAAGCUUUGUUCAAUUUGCCAACGCUGUCCAAGGAAUCUGUAGCGGAUCUGCACACUCUGAUCGACGGUUUCGAAAAGGUCGUGCAGAAUCUGGACCAGGUGGUCCAACCGGAAGAUUAUAAGGACCUUUUGCUCGUUAACCUACUCACUUCUCGACUAGAUCCGACAACACGCAGAGGUUGGGAGGAACAUUCUUCAGCCAAGGAUCAGGAUACGCUAGCAGAUCUCUCGGAUUUCUUGCAUCGUAGGAUCCGAAUUCUUGAAUCGCUUCCAGUGAAGGCAUUAGAUUCCAGGACUUCGCUUCAUGCUCCACAAUCAUCGAGACAGAAGGCGUCAGCUGUGAAGGCCAGCUACGGUUCUAUACAAUCAUCUGGGGGACGAUGUGUGGCGUGCAAGGAGAACCAUCCCCUAUACCAAUGUUCUUCAUUCCUACGGAUGUCCGUGCGAGAAAGAGAUGCAGUGUUAAGAACGAACUCCCUGUGUAGAAACUGCUUCAGAUCGGGUCACAUAGCGACAGACUGUACGUCCAAAUACAGGUGUCGUAACUGUAAUGGUCGUCAUCAUACAAUGGUAUGCUUCAAGCAGCGGAAGGAUCGUUCACCUAAGAUUGUCGCUGCUGCUGGCAACAACAAUCCUCCACGAAUGGAACCUGGUGAUGCACCCGUUCCUUCAUCCUCGCAGGUGGUUAACAUGGCAGCCACCGAUGCAACAGUGUCCGGUUCUACCCAUCAAUUCUCCUCCAAGGUUUUGCUGGCUACGGCGGUCGUUAUCGUGGAAGAUGACGAGGGUAGUCAGUUUCCGGCUCGUGCUCUUUUGGAUUCCGGCUCCGAGAGUAAUUUCAUCGCCGAACGAUUGAGUCAACGCCUCAGGUCACACCGAGAGAAGGUUGAGAUCUCGGUACUCGGCAUUGGACAUGCUGCUACGAGAGUGAAGCAUCAGAUCACUGCAUUGGUCCGUUCGCGAGCUACGGCUUACUCGCGGAAUAUGAAUUUCCUCGUCCUCCCAAAGGUUACGGUGGACUUACCUACGGCAAGGUGGACAUGGUACGGAGACCAAUUACCGACACUAAACGAUUCGGUGUUCGGAUGGGUGGUCUGCGGAGGCCUGCUAAACCCCACACAAGGCCUACGCAUCAACUGUAGUACGGCAACUACAAAGGUAUUAGAGGAGCUAGUCGCACGGUUUUGGGCUAGUGAAGAAGUUGGAAAUUCCAAGGUGCUUUCAUCUGAGGAAAAAUUGUGCGAGGACAACUUUCGGAACUCGGUUCGUAGGAAAUCUGACGGGCAGUACUCCAUUUCGCUGCCAAAGGAUAAAGACGCAGUUUCCAGGUUGGGCGAGUCACGGGACAUCGCAUUCCGGCGGCUUCAAAGCACGGAACGCAGAUUGGCGAAGGAUGCCAGUUUGCGGGAGCAAUACCAUCAGUUCAUGGCGGAGUAUAUCCAAUUGGGACACAUGUCGAAGGUGGAGGAAGCAGGAAAUCUCGUGAAACGAUGCUAUCUGCCGCAUCACCCUGUCUUUAAGGAAGCUAGCACAACUACAAAGGUCCGUGUUGUGUUUGACGCAUCGUGUAAGACGUCGUCCGGUGUCUCGCUGAAUGACACGCUUCUAGUAGGACCGAUUGUACAGGAGGACUUACGAUCGAUCAUGCUCCGAAGUCGAGUGAGGCAAAUCAUGCUGGUGGCCGAUGUGGAGAAGAUGUUCCGGCAAGUCUUCUUGGUUGAGGUUGAUCGGUCUUUGCAAUGUAUUUUGUGGCGUUUCGACCCAACAGAUCCCGUGGGCGUGUACGAGCUCAAUACUGUGACGUACGGGACAAAGCCGGCGCCUUUUCUCGCAACACGUACGUUGAACCAGCUAGCGAUGGAUGAAGGAGGGCGGUACCCAAUGGCUGCGAGGGCAACCACGGAGGAUACGUAUAUGGAUGACGUAAUCACGAGCGCGGAUACGGAGGAUGCCGCACAAAAUCUGGCGAUCUGUGUGGCGGAAGGAAUUGACUUGGAUCCGGAUCCUGCUGUUAAGACGCUGGGUUUGACUUGGUUGCCGAUAUCCGAUCAACUGAGGUUCCAGUUUUCCAUUCCAACUUGGAAUUCAGUGACGCAGCCAACCAAACGGCAAGUUUUGUCAGUGAUCGCUAGUUUGUUCGAUCCUCUAGGACUUCUAGGUGCAGCGAUCACAACGGGCAAGAUUAUUAUGCAGCUCCUGUGGAAGAUCCGGAAUGAAGACCAAGCACUGGGUUGGGAUAAACCACUACCUUCGACGGUGGGUGAGAUGUGGCGAAAAUACCAUGAAGAGCUCCCGUUGCUUAACAAUAUUCGCAUCGAUCGUUGCGUCAUGGUUCCAAGAGCAACAUUGAUCGAGUUGCAUUGCUUCUCCGAUGCUUCUACCAAGGCCUUUGGUGGAUGCGUCUAUAUUAGGAGCCACGAUUCAGAAGGAAGGGUCGUGGUUCGGCUGCUGUCAUCCAAAUCCAAGGUUGCACCCUUGAAGACACAGUCUAUUCCAAGGCUGGAACUGUGUGGUGCGUUGCUGGUGACGCAGUUAUACGAGAAGGUUCGAGAUUCGAUUCGAACUCCAGCUCAACCAUUCUUCUGGGUUGAUUCAACAUGCGUUCUGCGGUGGAUACAAGCCUCACCAAAUAACUGGACCACUUUCGUCGCGAAUAGAGUCGCGAAAAUCCAAAGUAUCGCAGAAUCAUCAUCAUGGCGGCAUGUUUCUGGUAAGGAGAACCCGGCGGAUUUGAUCUCAAGAGGUAUCUCACCGAAGGAUAUCCUAGAUAAUGCUUUCUGGUGGGAGGGACCAGAUUGGUUGAAAGAACCUUCAGACCACUGGCCAGCGGCUUCAUGCUCAUCAAGCUCAGAAGAAGCAGAGAAAGAAAGGCGGCGUGCAGCAGUUUGCGCUGUUUCGGCGAACGCCGAUUUCAACGAUUGGUAUUUGGAGAAAUUUGCUUCGUAUUCAGACCUGAUCCGGAGGACAGCUAUCUGGUUGCGUCUUAUGAAGCUUCUAAAGAAUAAUUCUCAAAAUAGAACACCGGCAGAAUUUCUAUCGGCCCAAGAGCUCAGAGAAGCGGAAUUUGUGAUCGUUCGACGCAUCCAGCAGGAGGUUUUUGCUGAUGAGUGGAAGGCACUAUCCAGGGGAAACACUGUUUCGAGGAAAUCUCCACUUCGGUGGUUCAACCCACGUAUUUCCGAGGACCAAGUCAUCCGAAUCGGAGGGCGAUUGAGUAACUCAGCAGAACGGGAAGCUACAAAACAUCCGAUGGUUCUUCCUGCUCGACAUAAACUCACCAGGAUGAUUUUGAAGCACUACCACUUACAACUUCUACACGCAGGGCCGCAGUUGCUACUCGGAGUCGUCCGUCUAAGAUUCUGGCCGUUGGGCGGAAGGAGUGUGGCACGGAACAUCGUUCACCAAUGUCUAAAAUGCUUUCGUGCUAAACCAACACCGAUACAGCAGUUUAUGGGAGAGCUGCCUGUCCCGAGAGUCACCGUGUCCAGGCCAUUUUCACAGACCGGUGUGGACUAUUUCGGUCCCUUUUAUGUGAGACCCGCCCCUCGACGACCAGUGGUGAAGGUAUACGUGGCGGUUUUUAUAUGCCUCUGCACUAAAGCGGUCCAUUUGGAGCUAGUGUCAGAUUUGAGCACAGAUCGGUUCCUGCAAGCACUGCAUCGCUUUAUCAGCAGAAGAGGAAGAUGUCGGGAUAUUUAUUCCGACAACGGUACAAAUUUCGUCGGUGCUAGGAAUCUAAUGAAGGAUUUUCUGAAACUGUUGCAGAACUCAGAUCAUCGAGAUAAAGUGAGCAAGGAAUGUGCAGAGGAGGGAAUCCACUGGCACUUCAGUCCGCCCAGUGCACCACAUUUCGGAGGGCUGUGGGAAGCGGCGGUUCGUUCGGCGAAGAAUCACCUGAUCAAGGUGAUUGGAGAAACACUAAUGUCUCCUGAAGACUUCAAUACCCUUUUGGUUCAAAUUGAAGGGUGUCUCAAUUCUAGACCACUAACGCCGAUGUCUGAUGAUCCUUGCGAUCUUGAACCACUAACCCCAGGCCAUUUUUUGGUCGGUUCCUCAAUACAAUCGCUACCUGAACCAAAUUUAGAAGCAGUACCGUUAAAUCGACUGAGUCAAUAUCAGCUAAUACAACGAAUGCUGCAGGAUUUUUGGAAGAGGUGGAGAAGAGAGUAUCUGUGUCAGUUACAGGGUAGGUCCAAACGCUGGAAGCCGGCUGUCAAAAUAGAAGUAGGAAAACUUGUGGUCAUACGAGAUGAUAAUCUACCGCCUAUGAAGUGGAAGAUGGCAAGAAUCCUUCAAUUACAUCCUGGGAAUGACGGAGUAGUUCGUGUCGUCACGCUUAAAACUUCCACCGGAUUGAUGAAACGGGCAGUUGAGAAACUAUGUCUUCUACCAACACCAAUUGAAGAUCGGCAGCAUCAAGCAUAA
This is a messenger RNA of Armigeres subalbatus, 5028 nucleotides long. RefSeq lists its product as uncharacterized. NCBI's taxonomy places the organism in Eukaryota, Metazoa, Arthropoda, Insecta, Diptera, Culicidae. The transcript is spliced from 4 exons. The record is from RefSeq and is a predicted model, not a curated record. The coding region runs from base 1 to 5028 and encodes 1675 amino acids. Gene Ontology annotation, biological process: DNA integration. Gene Ontology annotation, molecular function: zinc ion binding; nucleic acid binding.